AUGCCUCCAAACCGGUGGGAGAAGACCAAGAGCAUUUCAAAAAAGGGCUUCGACAAAGCAUGGGAUACCGUCGACAAGCUCGGCGGCCCCGUCAACCGCUUAUCCCACAAACUGGGAGCUGAAGCCUUCUGGCCCAUGACGAUUGAUAAAGAAGCCGAUAAAGCCGCACGCAUCCUGCGCAGCUUCUGCAGAGAUGGAUUCUAUGCUCCCGAUUCCUCAACCGGCACCGAUGAGAAUGGCAAGAUCAAUCGCCCCACGGGCAAGCAGCGCGUCAUCCAGAAAAUCCCAGCAAAAGUCCUCAAAAGGGCCAAGGGAAUCGCCAUCUUCACGACCAUGCGCACAGGUCUGUGGGUGAGUGGCUCUGGCGGCAGUGGCGUGCUGAUCGGUCGCCUCCCCGACACCGGCGCAUGGAGUCCGCCAUCUGGUAUUAUGUUACACACGGCCGGGAUAGGCUUCCUCGCUGGCGUUGAUAUUUAUGACUGCGUGGUAAUAAUCAACACCUAUGAAGCGUUGGACGCAUUCAAGAAAUUCCGCUGCACGGUCGGCGGCGAGGUCAGCGUAGUUGCGGGCCCUGUAGGUGUCGGUGGUGUCCUCGAAUCCGAGGUUCACAAACGUCAGGCGCCAAUUUGGACAUAUAUGAAGAGCAAAGGGCUGUACGCAGGUGUCGCGAUCGACGGCACUGUUAUUAUUGAGCGAACUGACGAGAACGAACGCUUCUACGGCGAGCGCAUAUCCGUCGACGAGAUUCUCUCCGGCAAAGUUCGGCAUCCACCUCGCGAGCUCGAUACCCUCAUGCAAACCUUAAAGGCCGCGCAGGGCGACUCUGACGUUGACGAGAGUCUCAUUCCGCCACCAGGCGAAACACCUGGCGAUAUGGAGCUGACGGAAGACGGUCAACAUAUCUUCGGCGUGCCGGCUGUGGACGAUCCCGAUCCGUAUGGAGUGAAGGCGCUGGAGGCGGAGGGGCUUUUCAUUCGCGAGGCCGGCACAAAAGUAAGACCAAGCUAUGAGACUUUUGAGUUUCGCCCCAACCUGGACAGUCCCGUUUAUAGCACUUUCUCGCGGCGCAGUAUGGAUAGCUCGCCGCGUAAUAGCUGGCGCGCCAGUGUGCAGAGCUCCAAGAGUUAUGCUAGUGUCGACCGUGGCACGCAGACUGAUGACGCCCCGCUAACUGAGCCCACAUCAGUGAGCCGUGCAACUUCUCCCAGCACGAAGGGAUCGCCUAUCGGCCGUCCACCGAAGAGUGUCUGGAACGAAGAUGAGGAUUCCGCUCAGUGGGAUACGAUUGCUAUUCACGACAAUGAAGAGCACGCGAAGGUGCGGCAAUUGGAGGGCCAGGAGGCGGAGGAUAGAAGAGCGAAAGCAAACGCCUGCGAAGAUUUGCACGAUGAUCCCGAGCUUGACGAUGACGACGAGCACUUUGAGGUCCACGAGGUUAGCAAUGCCAAGAUCACAGCAAGGGAGAAUAUCCCGGCCUCGCCCACGAAGGUGGAGGACCAGACGACAAAUGGUGAAACAAAGGCUGCGUCGCCGACCUUCACCCGCGCUCGUCUGGUCACCAUCCCGGCCCGCACCCCACCUACCUUGCCUCCGCGGCACCCACGCCAUAUUUGGGGCUCUGGCUCAAGCCGUGCUUCAACAUCGCCUACGGCUCUCUCGCGUUCAAGCCGUAAUACCUCACGCACAGACGUCACCGAGUCGGCAGACAAUCUCGAACAUGUGGAUGAAACCUCGCACGUGCUUCCAUCCCCGCAGAAGGCCAAGAGCUCUUCUAAUAUUCCUGCCACGAGCGACGAUGAGGAGUUUGUUGACACAAAAUCGGAGCCUCCGGCCGAGAAGGACGAGUUCCACUCUGUCAAUGGCGAGUCGCAAAUCGAAGAUUACAUCGUUACCCUCGAAGACCACACUGCCACCGAGACUGCUGAGCAGGGGGGCAAGACGGACAAAAAGGAUGAGAAGGAAGACGAGAUGAAACUCGAGCCUGAACAAUCUCCUCAGCCCAUGAAGUCUCCCGACGUUCCCAAGCUUGCACCCAAUAUCGAGGAUACCCCGGAGGUCGAAGAGACCCUCGACAAGAUUGAAGCCAAGCUUCAAGCUGAGAUUGACGAACCCGAAGGACACAAGUCUGAAAGGUCAUAUUCACACAUCGUUGCUGACCGCGAAGAACACGAAGAGUCUCCUGGUGGGACUGAACUCGAUACCACCUUGCCCCAUGCCAGGGCUGAGUGA
Molecule: messenger RNA, 2229 nt
Organism: Penicillium robsamsonii
Lineage: Eukaryota; Fungi; Ascomycota; Eurotiomycetes; Eurotiales; Aspergillaceae
Product: lipid-binding SYLF domain-containing protein
Exons: 1
Coding region: 1-2229 (742 amino acids)
Molecular function (GO): phosphatidylinositol binding
Source: RefSeq, a predicted model, not a curated record